AUGAAUACCGGAAAUUCAUUACAACAAGAAAAUGUGACAACAAGAAGACCUGCUAAGUGUAACUCGGAGAAUGACUUAACGAAACUAGAGAUCGAUAUGACAUCAUCGUCGACAAUGUUAUUUGAGAAUACUAUGGACAGUUUACCGAAUUUAUCAACAAUUGAGAAUCCUAUAGUAGUUGAGUUAAAAGUAAAUAAUAAUAAUUUAGCCUUAAAACUACAGUCAGCGCAUAAAGAAAUUGAAAAUCUAAUAACAGAAAAUUUUAAACUUAAACGUGAGUUGGAAAAUUGUCAAAUGGUAAUUAAAACACUAAAACAAUUAAAUUCAACUCAAAAUAACGCACGAAAACAAAGCACGAUCUACAAACUCAACACCGAGAAGAAAGGGAACUAA
Parnassius apollo (apollo) is the source of this 393-nucleotide messenger RNA. NCBI's taxonomy places the organism in Eukaryota, Metazoa, Arthropoda, Insecta, Lepidoptera, Papilionidae. The record is from the annotation of a GenBank genome assembly.